AUCUUCGAUCUGCUAAUUUACAAACCUCAUGGUUGCUCCGUUCUCGAAAUAGUGAAUACAAUGGCCGGUGGCAAAAUUAGGAAAGCCUCAAACCCUCACUUCAGAGGCGGCAUACCCUUCCACAAGUCCAAAGGCCAGCACAUAUUGAAAAAUCCGCUCUUAAUCGACAGUAUAAUUCAGAAAUCUGGCAUCAAGCCCACUGACGUCGUCCUAGAAAUCGGUCCUGGUAUUGGUAAUCUGACUGAGAAGCUUCUGGAAGUAGGGAAAUCUGUAAUAGCAGUCGAACUUGAUCCCUGUAUGGUUCUCGAGCUGCAACGUAGGUUUCAAGGAACCCCUUCGUCUGCUCGAUUGCAGGUCAUACAAGGAGAUGUACUGAAGUGUGAUCUUCCAUGCUUUGACAUUUGCGUAGCAAAUAUCCCAUAUCAAAUUUCCUCCCCCCUUACUUUCAAGUUGUUAGCUCAUCGCCCAUUAUUCAGGUGUGCAGUAAUAAUGUUCCAAAGGGAAAUUGCCAUGAGGCUCGUUGCUCAACCUGGUGAUAAUCUUUACUGUCGUCUGUCUGUGAACACUCAACUGUUGGCUCGGGUUAACCACUUGCUAAAAGUGGGAAAGAACAACUUCAGGCCUCCUCCUAAGGUUGACUCUUCGGUCAUCAGGAUUGAACCAAGGAAACUGCUCCCUUCGGUGAAUAUUAAGGAAUGGGAUGGUCUAGUUCGAAUUUGCUUUAACCAGAAAAACAAAACUCUUGGUUCAAUAUUUAGGCAAAAGACUACCCUUUCAAUACUAGCAAAGAACCAUAAAACCUUGCAAGCAUUACAGCUUUCGCAUGAAGGGUUAGAUGAUACAGAAAUGGCCAUGUGUAUCACUGCUUUGGGAGACAUUCUCGGGGACCUGAGCAUGGACUCUGACGAAGGGAAAGAUGAGGAUAUGGAGAUAGAUGAAGGGGAUACAAAAGCUUCUGAUUUUAAAGAUAGAGUUUUAGGUGUGUUAAAGGAAGGUGGUUUUGAAGAAAAAAGAUCUUCCAAACUCACACAAGGUGAUUUUAUGCACUUACUCUCAUUGUUUAACAAGGCUGGUAUUCAUUUUUCUUAGUUUUGGGACUAAUUUUGACUAUUUUUCAUCUGUUCUCUUUUAUUUAUCUUUUUUACAUGUACAUGUACACGUACACGUUCAAUUUUGUUUUUUUCUGGACUGAGGGAAAUUCUGUUGUGGAGUGUAGACUUGCAUCGUUUCCCUUUUUGUCCCCUACAGAUGAUGAUCUUUGGUUUUUCAAUUUAUUUUAGUAGUUAUGCAUUUACGAAAUGGUUCAGCAUAACAAGAAUAGAAUUGAUUAGAGGUUGCUCAGGGAGUAGCCAGUUUCAACUGGAAGAAAUGCAUUGAUUUAUAUGGAGGAGUUCGUUGAAAGAUGUGGUCUGAAACAACAAAAUUUCGGUUUUGUUUUUGGUCGAUUAUAUGGAUAGUUUUUUGAUUGCUAAGGCUAAUGAAAUUAGGGUUC
Olea europaea var. sylvestris is the source of this 1492-nucleotide messenger RNA. Its product is annotated as ribosomal RNA small subunit methyltransferase-like. Gene Ontology annotation, cellular component: mitochondrial matrix. Gene Ontology annotation, molecular function: rRNA (adenine-N6,N6-)-dimethyltransferase activity. The record is from RefSeq and is a predicted model, not a curated record. The coding region runs from base 61 to 1089 and encodes 342 amino acids. NCBI's taxonomy places the organism in Eukaryota, Viridiplantae, Streptophyta, Magnoliopsida, Lamiales, Oleaceae. The transcript is spliced from 2 exons. Gene Ontology annotation, biological process: rRNA methylation.